Molecule: messenger RNA, 800 nt
Organism: Coffea arabica (coffee)
Lineage: Eukaryota; Viridiplantae; Streptophyta; Magnoliopsida; Gentianales; Rubiaceae
Source: RefSeq, a predicted model, not a curated record
GUUCAGCAGACAAUUCGGCUUCUGUCAGGACAUCCCCAACAACUUGAAAAGAGAUCACUCACACUUAUACUUUGGGUGAGGCUAUUCAACUAUGAAAUUCUUCAGUUCGCACGCAGACGUGAUCUCGGAUGACUAUACCCACACACAGGAAGCAUCCAUUGAUCACAAAAGACUAUGAUGCCUGGUGGUCGACUCGGUCAAAUAGUGUCUCUUCAACUCCCUUAAAAUUCACCGCUAAAAUCCCUCAGCAAUCAUCGAAGAAAGAUACGGUUACCUUCGCCAAUGAGUUAGUGCAUUCUAAUGGAGUUAUAGAGAUUGUAACGGAUAUUACCUCAUCCACCUUACGGAAGAACAAAACCGUUAGCAGUCCCUUGAAAAACAUUGUUGCAAGAAAUAAGUCUUCCAAGAACUCUCGACAGGCCAUCAAAGAGGCGCAACCAGUGAUUCCAGCAAAGAAGAUGCCGCCCAAGGUUUCAAAAUCUUUAUCAGUGACUCACACAGAAGAAGAUGUCGAAAUUGAAACGAUGGACGGUCGUGAUUCUAUCGAGGCUAUAGAAGAAGAAGGGACUCAAACUCAGGGCAUCGAAUCUACCAAAGAGGAGCCCAUUCGUUGGCGAGUGGCAGUAGUAGCCAAGACCGUCAUGGGAACCGAUCGAAGAAGAGGAUAUCUUCUGAUUUGGAGGAAGUUUCCUUUUCACCACUGUCGGUUGGAGUGUCGCCACUUAAGCCCCCACUUCUUGAAUUCCGCCAAGAAGAUGUUGGUACCAACUCACCAAUUGAACUUGAAACUGAUGCUAUAA